Molecule: messenger RNA, 3618 nt
Organism: Musa acuminata subsp. malaccensis (wild Malaysian banana)
Lineage: Eukaryota; Viridiplantae; Streptophyta; Magnoliopsida; Zingiberales; Musaceae
Source: RefSeq, a predicted model, not a curated record
UCCCCCUCUCUUCCCUCUUUCCAUCCUUCCCUCGUCGCUUCGUCUCUCGUUGCCUUCCUUCUCCUGCAUCGGUUUCCUGUCUCGGUCCGUCGAUAGGGUUUCUAGGACCACAACCCCCAUGGGCGAUUCUAGGGUCUUCGCGGAGCCGCGAGGGAACCCCGCGAGAUCCGGAGCUGGGGUUGUCUCCAGAAUCCGCCUCGAGAACUUCAUGUGCCACAGCAGCCUCGAGAUCGAGUUUGGUGAUUGGGUCAACUUCAUCACCGGCCAGAACGGGAGUGGAAAGAGUGCGAUACUGACCGCCUUAUGUAUUGCGUUUGGGUCCCGAGCGAGGGGCACGCAGAGGGCGUCUAGUUUGAAGGAUUUCAUAAAGACGGGUUGCAGUUAUGCUACUGUUCUUGUUCAAAUAAAGAAUCACGGGGAGGAUGCUUUCAAGCAUGAAUCUUAUGGUGACCUCAUCAUGAUAGAACGCAGGAUAACAGAGUCAUCAAGUUUGAUUAUUUUAAAGGACCAUCAAGGGAAGAAGGUCUCUAAUCGGAAAGAUGAGCUACGUGAGCUAGUGGAGCACUUCAAUAUUGAUGUGGAAAAUCCAUGUGUCAUAAUGAGCCAAGACAAAAGCAGAGAGUUUUUACAUUCUGGGAGUGAUAAAGACAAAUUUAAGUUCUUUUUCAAAGCUACACUUCUUCAACAAGUCAGUGAGCUUCUACAGAAUAUCAGGACUGAGCUGUCUGCUGCAAAUGAGAUUGUUGAUGAACUAGAGUCAUCAAUAAGGCCCAUUAUCAGGGAACUCGAUGAGUUGCGUAACAAGAUCAAGGCUAUGGAGCAUGUAGAAGAAAUUGCUCAAGAAGUGCAACAUUUGAAAAAAAAGCUGGCAUGGUCAUGGGUAUAUGAUGUUGACAGGGAAAUCCAGGAGCAAAAUGUCAAACUUGAAGUGCUUAAAGAACGUAUUCCCACUUGUCAAACAAGAAUUGACAAAUAUACGGCUCUUGUGGAUGAGUUGAAGGGAUUACUUGCUUCUAAGAAAGCUGAAAUAGCACACUUAAUGGAGAAGACUUCAGAAGCAAGAAAAUUGAAAGAUGAACUGCAGCACUGCCUUUCGGCUGCUACGAAAGACAAGCUUGAGCUUGAAGGGGAGUAUUCUCGAGAAAAUAACAUGGUUAGGAAACUGACUCAUCGUGUAAAGUUGCUUGAGCAGCAAAUUCAUGAUAUUAAGGAGCAAUAUAAAAGAAAUACACAGGCUGAGGUGUCCAAGAUUGAAGAACAAAUGAAGAAACUCCAAAAUGAGGUUGAUAUAGCUCAUACAAAUUUUACAAGGUUGCAGGAGGAAGAAUUAUCUAUGUCAGAGAAGUUAUCAGUUGCUAGAAAUGCUACGAAUGAGAUGUCUAAAGAGAUUGAUGAAAAUGAGAGAAAAUAUCGUGAGUUACAUUCACAGAUACGCCAGCUUCAGCAGCGCCAAACAAACAGAGUAACAGCUUUUGGUGGAGAAAAGGUGCUUAGGCUUUUAAAAUCUAUUGAUAGACAUCAUGACAAAUUCAAAAGUCCCCCUAUUGGUCCAAUUGGAGCUCAUGUCACAUUGGUUAAUGGUGACAUAUGGGCCUUAGCAGUUGACUGUGCUAUCGGGAAGUUAUUAGAUGCUUUUAUAGUCACCAACCAUAAGGAUUCACUUCUUUUACGAGCUUGUUCUAGAGAAGCAAACUACCAUGACCUUCAGAUCAUCAUCUAUGACUUUUCAAGAUGCAGGCUAAAAAUUCCAAACAACUCACUUCCUGUGACAAAUCAUCCGACUACUUUAUCUGUUUUACACACCGAGAAUCCUACUGUAUUCAACGUGUUGGUAGAUAUGGGUAGUGCUGAAAGGCAAGUUCUUGUUCAAGACUAUGAAGUUGGCAAAUCUGUUGCAUUUGACCAGCGAAUCCCAAAUCUGAAGGAAGUAUACACUUCUGAUGGAUAUAAAAUGUUUUCCAGAGGUUCUGUGCAGACUACCCUCCCUCCGUCUAGAAGAGGUAGGACUGGUCGUCUAUGCAGUGCAGUCGAUGACCAAAUAUACUCUAUUCAAAAUGAAGCCUCUAAGGUCAAAGGACAUGUUCAAGAAUGCAAAGGCAGGAAAAGGGUUUCUGAGGAAGAGCUUCGUGAUAUGGAAGGCCAAUUACAUAGUGCUAAGAAGCGACGAGUAAGUGAAGAAAGAAUUUUGACAUCUAAGCAAAUUGCAUUGCAAGGCAUGAAGGAUGCUUAUGCUGCUGAGCAAAAUGCUGCUGCCUCUGAAACAAAUGUUGAGGAACUUCUUAAAGAAAUUUCACAAACAAAAGUUGAGAUACAGGGGAAGGAAUUGAUACAAGAGAAAAUCAGGGUUAAGAUGACUGCUGCAGAAGAAAAAGCCAAUGAUCUCAAAAUUUCGUUCAAGGACUUGUCCGAUUCGGCAAGAGAAGAUAUUGAUGCCAUUGAAAAAGCAGAGCGAGAAUUAUUGUCUACUGAAGAAAAGUUACAGUCAGCAGAAGCAGAGAAAGUUCAUUAUGAAGGGGUCAUGCAUAAUAAAGUACUACAUGAUAUCAAGGAAGCAGAGGCAGAAUGUGAAAAACUCCAAGAGAAACGGCAGGAAAAUUUUAGGAAGGCAUCCAUCAUUUGUCCUGAGUGUGAAAUGGAAGCUUUGGGAGGCUUUGCUGGGUCUACUCCUGAGCAACUAAGUGCCCAGCUAAGCAGAUUGAAACAAAGGCUUCAGCAUGAGAGCCAAAGAUACACUGAAUCCAUUGAUGAUCUUAGAGCAUUGUAUGAUAAAAAGGAGCGUAAAAUUUUGACAAAACGACAAACCUAUGCCGCACUCCGUGAGAAGCUAAAUGCAUGCCAAAAGGCACUUGAUCUGCGGUGGUGCAAAUUUCAAAGGAAUGCAAUGCUCUUAAAGCGGCAAUUGACCUGGCAGUUUAAUGGACAUUUGAGGAAGAAGGGCAUUAGUGGGCACAUUAAGGUGGAUUAUGAACAAAAGGUCCUGUCAGUGGAGGUAAAGAUGCCUCAAGAUGCAUCUGGCACAACAGUUCGUGAUAUUAGGGGGCUUUCAGGUGGGGAACGGUCCUUUUCUACUCUCUGCUUUGCAUUAGCUCUUCAUGAAAUGACAGAAGCACCUUUUCGUGCCAUGGAUGAGUUUGAUGUGUUCAUGGAUGCUGUGAGCCGGAAGAUGAGCUUGGAAACUCUUGUGGACUUUGCAGUGACUCAAGGCUCUCAGUGGAUAUUCAUCACCCCGCAUGACAUCAGCAUGGUGAAGCCUGGAGAAAGGGUCCGGAAGCAGCAGAUUGCAGCACCUCGUGGUUGAUUUGUCUUUGCGACCGUGGUAUAAAUUAUCCAAUUCUUAUAGAGGGGAAAAACAAAUCUCUAAUUUGGUUGUCAUAUUUUGCACAACACUCCACCCUUUGCAAAGGCAUUCGGCCGUAGCAGGAGCUCCACGAAAAAGAAUCCCUGAGUACCAUUGUGAGCUAGAACUUAUGUACAGGAAUCUCUUGUAUUAUGGACAGGAGUCCAUUAAAAAGGUCAACAGGUACCAACUAUAUUAUGUACAGGAAUCUCUUAUUCAAAUCCUUUUUGUAAUGGGGAUGUAUUAUGUAUGAUUGCUAUACGAAGCAUCAUUAAUACUCA